ACAAUUGGGAACCAACUCCCCCAAGAGCACGACAUAUCCUCUCCAGAAAUGAAGAAAGGGGGUUGGAAUGCGCUCAAAGAACUUCCCUCGGGAGUAUCCGACGCUUACGCAUUGGGCAUUUUACUAAACUCCGUGUUCAACUUGACCACUACACCUCCUGCGACGGUUCAUCCACCUCAUACGGUACCAACGGCAUCUUCACGCGGGAAUAUCCCAACCAACAUAUUCCCGCUAUUCAAGAAGCUCCUCAACCCAAGCUCGAAACCGCGUCUUACCUGCCAAGCCUUCCUUGAGAUUGGCAUGGGAGAGAGGGCCGGUGUAGAUGGAGUACCAGGGAGAUUCUUUGUAGAUAAUCACCUGGUGCGAGUCUGUAGUCAACUAGAAGGAUUCCCACUUGCAUCGGAUGGCGAGAAGGCUGAGUUCCUUCGGUAA
Molecule: messenger RNA, 432 nt
Organism: Acaulospora colombiana
Lineage: Eukaryota; Fungi; Glomeromycota; Glomeromycetes; Diversisporales; Acaulosporaceae
Source: the annotation of a GenBank genome assembly